Messenger RNA from Trifolium pratense (red clover), 2661 nucleotides. Its product is annotated as subtilisin-like protease SBT5.3. The transcript has 11 exons. Gene Ontology annotation, biological process: proteolysis. The coding region runs from base 165 to 2486 and encodes 773 amino acids. Lineage: Eukaryota; Viridiplantae; Streptophyta; Magnoliopsida; Fabales; Fabaceae. The record is from RefSeq and is a predicted model, not a curated record. Gene Ontology annotation, molecular function: serine-type endopeptidase activity.
GGAUCACGUACUUCGGAUCACUGUUUAGCAUUUUUCAGAUAAAAGACAUUGCUCUUUUGAGAAGCAGGGUAAUCUUCACACUGUUCCCUUUAUAAAACAAAAGGUUGUACUUCUGUUGCAUUGAAAAACAAACCAAAAACAAAGGAGCUGAAUUUCUCAAACCAAUGGGGUCACCAACUCCUAUCCUUUACUUUCUCCUCCUAAUUCUUCUUGUCUCUCUACAUCACACACCAUCUUUUGCAGACAAAAAAAAGUCAUAUGUGGUAUACUUAGGAAGCCAUUCACAUGAUUCUUCGGAAAUGUCUUCAGUUGACUUUAACAGUGUAACAAAUUCUCACUAUGAGUUUCUAGGAUCUUUCUUAGGAAGUUCUGAUACAGCAAAAGAUUCAAUUUUUUACUCUUACACAAGACAUAUAAAUGGUUUUGCUGCAAAUUUGGAAGAAGAAAUAGCAGCUGAGAUAGCAAAACAUCCAAAAGUGUUGUCAGUGUUUGAGAACAAUGGAAGGAAAUUGCAUACAACUCGUUCAUGGGGAUUCAUGGGGUUAGAAGAUAAUUAUGGGGUGAUUUCAUCUAACUCAAUAUGGAACAAAGCCAGAUUUGGUGAUGGUGUCAUUAUAGCAAACCUUGAUACAGGUGUUUGGCCUGAAUCUAAGAGCUUUAGUGAUGAAGGGUUUGGACCAAUUCCAUCAAAGUGGAGAGGAAUAUGUGGUAAAGGGAGUGAUCAUGGUUUUCAUUGCAAUAGGAAACUAAUUGGAGCAAGAUAUUUUAACAAAGGCUAUGCAUCAAGAGUAACCACCCCACUAAACUCAACCUUUGAGACACCUCGCGACAAUGAAGGCCAUGGAUCACACACUCUUUCAACAGCAGGUGGAAACAUGGUACAAGGUGUAAAUGUCUUUGGUCAAGGAAAUGGAACAGCAAAGGGUGGUUCACCAAGAGCAAGAGUUGCAUCAUACAAAGUUUGUUGGCCUCCGGUUAAUGGCGACGAGUGUUUUGAUGCAGACAUACUUGCAGCUUUUGAUAUGGCUAUCCAUGAUGGUGUUGAUGUCUUGUCUUUGUCACUUGGUGGUUCUGCUUCUAACCUUUUCAAUGAUAGUGUUGCUAUUGGAUCUUUUCAUGCUGCUAAGAAAGGUAUUGUUGUUGUUUGUUCUGCUGGAAAUAGUGGACCAAAUGAAGCUACUGCAGAAAAUCUAGCUCCUUGGUAUAUUACAGUUGGUGCUAGCACAAUGGAUAGAGAGUUUCCUAGUUAUGUUGUUCUUGGUAACAAUUUAAGGUUCAAGGGAGAAAGCUUAUCAGCUACAAGAUUAAAACACAAAUCCUACCCAAUUAUUAAAGCAACAGAUGCUAAAUUGGCAAGUGCAACAAUUCAAGACGCUGUGCUUUGCCAGAAUGGAACACUAGACCCUAACAAGGUGAAGGGUAAAAUAGUAUUAUGCCUGAGAGGAAUAAAUGCUAGAGUAGACAAAGGAGAACAAGCUCUUCUAGCUGGUGCUGUAGGAAUGGUUCUUGCCAAUGAUAUCACUACUGGAAAUGAAAUUUUAGCUGAUCCUCAUGUUCUUCCUGCUUCUCACAUCAAUUUCUCUGAUGGUGUAGAUGUCUUCAAAUACGUCAACUCAACCAAGUCUCCAGUGGCUUAUAUUACAUAUCCAACAACAAAAUUGCAUACUAAACCAGCACCUUUCAUGGCAGCAUUUUCAUCCAAAGGACCAAACACUAUUGUACCUGAGAUUCUAAAGCCUGAUAUUACUGCACCAGGAGUGUCAAUUAUAGCAGCCUACACUGAAGCUGAAGGGCCAACUGACCAAGAGUUCGACAAACGCCGCAUUCAGUAUAACUCAAUAUCCGGCACAUCGAUGUCAUGCCCUCACAUUUCGGGCAUUGUGGGCCUUUUGAAAGCCUUGUAUCCUUCUUGGAGUCCUGCUGCUAUUAAAUCAGCUAUCAUGACCACAGCUACAACAUUAGACAACGAAGCGGAGACAAUUCUGAAUGCUACUUUCAUCCAUACAACACCAUUUAGCUACGGAUCCGGACAUGUUCAACCAAACAAAGCAAUGGAUCCUGGUCUUGUUUACGACACACCAACGAACGAUUACGUCAACUUCUUAUGUGCUUUAGGGUAUAAUGAAACACAAAUGUCAGUGUUUUUAAAAGCCCCUCACCAAUGUCAUAAAAAAUUUAAUAUCAUCAACCUAAACUAUCCUUCAAUUACUGUUCCAAAUCUCAAUCGGUCGGUGACGGUUACAAGGACAUUAAAAAACGUUGGUGCUCCAGCGACAUACAUUGUUCAUGUUCAGAAUCCAAAUGGAAUAACUGUUUCUGUGAAGCCAAAUGUAUUGGAGUUCAAACAUGUUGGUGAAGAGAAGAGAUUUGAGGUAAAAUUGAAGGUGAAGAAAGGAAAAGCAACAAAGAGUUAUGUGUUUGGAAAGUUAGUUUGGUCUGAUGGGAAACAUUAUGUUAAGAGUCCAAUAGUUGUGAAAGCUAUCUAGUUUAGCUAGAAAUUGAAGUGAUUUAGUAGCUAAUUUAAAUUUAUAAUUGAUUUGUGGCUUAUUAUUCCAAAUUGUAUCAUAUAGCCACUGAUUAAAUUUUCGUGUAUGGGAAUUUUCUCUUACAAUGAUUGUGUAAGAGAAGAAAAAAAAUAACAAUUAAAUAAUGUUAUCAUAA